CGUGUUUCAGUUCACGCUCUGGAGUCUGGCUAUGGCGUGUCUCGCACCCGUCUUCCAUGUUCCCAAGCCUUGUCCUCCUGCGCUGCGACAUCGGCCCGGAGCCUGAUCUGUUCCUGUCGUGCUCCUACAUGGUCUCGGAUUCUAGCUUUUUCUGUUCGACUUUGUGAGCCUAGAAUCGGAUUACGCAGUGUGUUUGUGUGGGAGAACGGGACUGGGUGCAGAGACCUAGUCUGCGGUGGAGUAUGCGAGUGGAGGGUGCAAACAGGGUCGGAGUGGCGGAGGUAUGGCGGUUCGCGGGGCGAGCAGGUGUUAGGGCUCUUUCGCAGGUGGGGGUGGCAUGUUGCCAGGGGCGUUGCGGGUAGGGCAGGCGAGUUAGGGAAGAAGUGCUGGGCUUGGACGUUGGGGUGGUGGUAUCGUCUUGGGUGGAUUUUCGUGGCGGGCGUUUGGAGUAGUGAAGACGGAGGCGGGGUUGUAGGUCGCUGUGGCUCUGAGAUGUGUGGGAGAUGUGGACGUGUCGCUGCGGGAGGUGGGAAGGUGAGGUCUCGGCGCGGGCUCGGUGCUGGUGCAUGCGGAGGGAUGCUUGGAGGCCGGGGAUGGUGGUGUUCUAUGGCAUGGCUUGCUUGGAUGAGUUAGAAACUGCUAGUAGAAGAUCAGGUACAGUGACGUUGCGAUGAGAAUAGGUCACGGAGUGAUCUAGGUUUUCGUGGAAUCACGGGGUUGAUGGUACAUUGGCAUUGGGCGCUAUGGGGCGAGGAUCGGGCAUAUGAAUCUUGGAGGAAUUAGGUCCCUCGACGGGGGUGUUUGUGUGUGUGUUUUUUUUUUUUUUUUUUUUUUUUUUUUUCCCUCUCCUUUCUUGCUUCCGGUUUGUUGAUGACCGAAUAGCUUGGUUAUUUGGUAGACAAGGAUUAGCCCGGCGAGGUGAGGUGAGUAGCUGAUCCAUCUAGAUUUGCGAAGUCGAGAGGGUGCGGGUCCCUUAUGACCCCUUUCAUUGGUUGGUGCUCGUGCUGGCAACCGGGUUGGAGUGUAAGUUUAGAGGGUUGCAUCAGGAGUACGAGGUAUUGCUACGAAGCGGGCGGGUCUCCGUGUCUCUCAUAAUGAAUGAGGCCAGGAAUCGGAAGGAGAGAACGGAGAGGCAACGUCCCCUAGGCGACAUUAACAGACGCGCCAUGGCGAGGCCGCCAUUGUCUCCGGCGGUGGAGAUCCCCGUGAAGCGGCCCUCAAGGGCUUGUUCUUCGCGACGACGGCUCUCGAACUCGUCGGAUGGCGGGGGUUUUGUUUCGUCGCCCACCCCUCCCCUGCCGAGAACGUCGUCGAAGGUGUCGAAUGAGAGAAGCUUUUCGGCUGAACUGCCUCCUUCCCGAGCGAGUGCGAGCCGGACGGGCGUGAGGGCGGUAUCGCUUGCAUUGGAUUCGACAAUGUCUCCAGAGCGGAUGGAGCUUCGGGGGCUGUGGGAGAUGGCCGCCGUGAUGAACUUUUUCUGCGUAUUUCGGCCCAUUAUCAAUAACUUGCCGGAGUUCACAAUGGACGAGCUGGAGUCCGCGAUGCUGUUUCCGAAUUCGACAUUAGACACGAUUCACGUGGUGAUGUUGAAGGGGGUCCCACCUGCAGCCAGAGUUCCUCUUCGAGGCGAUACGUGGCCGACCGUUCUGAGCAAGAAGUUCAAGGAUUGGUGGUGGAGGGUAGCCGAAGGUCCGUGUCCUCUGUUACCGUGCCAAGGAGCGGAGCUGGCGACCUACAUGGAUUUGGACCCUCCGACUCGCGUGAGAGUGCUGCUGGCGCUGUGCGAGAUGCGCGUGGAGCAAGAGGAUGCUCGUUUCUACAUUGAUGACUCAGUGAAACGGAGCCAAAUGGCGGAGGUGCGGAAGGAGCGGGCUGGUUGCGGGGCGGAAGGAACGACAUUUUGGCUGGAGGAGGAUGAGAUGCUGGGGCAGAGACUGUACAGGGAGGGACAGGCGAUAAUGCCGCAGCCACCGUCGAAGAAUAAGGCCAGGGGUUGGGGCAGGGGCAGAAACGUGCCACCUCCAGAUCCAGGGAGCUGGGAGACUUGCGCGACGAAUUUCGAGGAGUUCCAGGAAGUAUCGAGUCGGCUGUUGGAGAGUCGGAAUCGAUUGGAAGCGGCGAUGGGAAAGAAGCUGAUGCAGAGUCUGAUGCCCCAAUUGGAAGAGAUUCAAAAGAAGAAGGACCGGCUGGUGAAGAAGCAGCAGCGGGAGGCGGUGCUUCUGGACAACAUGUUGGCAGGGAAUGGGCUUGCAGCAGGAAGGUCACGCAGGGAGCGGAAACCGGUGACGUAUACGUUCGAUGAAUUCGAUCGUUCUAUCAACGAGGCGAUCAAGUUCACAAAGAAGGGCGUGUCCGACACUUCGUUGAGGCGGGAAAGCCUGCGAUUUGGCAAUGGCGUGAACGUGGCGGGCCAUUUUGGGAAGGAGCGGAAUGGUAAUGCCGCAUAUGGUCAUGGCGGGUAUGCUAACGGGGUUGGUGCGGUUAGACGAUCGUCACGCAAUGCGCAGUCACAUCCCGGAGUAGAGUUUGGGGCGGAGGAUGAGGGCGGGGUUGCAGGUUCGGAACCGCAUCUGGUGGAGGCUGACCUGGGGUUUAGCGACGAUGAGAUAGAAGGAGAGGUCGUGUAUCACGACGAUUACCUGGCUGCCAGGCAACACAAAGAGAGGAGCUAUUCCUCGGAGAGAGGCGAGAGCUUGAGAGGACAUGACCAGGAUGAUGUCGAUUUUGAUGAGGUUGGAGAGAAAGAUGGCGAGGAAAGUGAGGAUUACGGAGGUGGUAGCGGUAGCGGAGGCGAUAGCGAUGGGAACGAGGAGCGCGUGAAGAAACGGCAAAGGCGAGGUCCGAAGGUGAGGCUAGUGAACGACCUUUCUCGAGAAGGUGCAUACCGAAACGCCAGACCUGUUCCUGAUCGGGAUGGAGGUGGGGGUCGGGGUAGCGAGGAAGAGGCUAGUGAUUCAGACGAGCGGAUCGUGAGAGACACGCAACAGCGGCUACGGGUGGGCGAAGGAGCGAGAACGGGGAGCGAUGGUCGAGGCGUAGGUGGUACCCUCACGGAGAGAGGUGACGCAGGGUUUGAGGAGGCAAGCGAGGCAAGUGGCAGUGGGUGCAGUUCCCAAAUGCGGAAUGGUAAAGGUGGGGACAUGUUCCAAGAAGAGAGGAAGAGGGGCCACGCAUCUUCGAUGGGUGACGACGCUCAGUCCGUAGGGCACUCCAGGGAACAGUCGGCAGAAUAUUCAGCACGAUCGGGGUCCGGGGAGGAUCAGCAAGAAGCAGGGUCUGUAGAUUUCGACGAGGAGGAAGGCAUGGGCCAGGAAGUGGAGAGCAGUAAAGGUACGGGGAGACGAAGGCAGCUGCUCGAUUUGAACGAGGUUGCCACGGCGGCCCGCGGAAGCAGUCCUGUGUCGGACAAUGGGGAGAGUGAACAUUCGGACGACGAAGGGGAAGACGGGCAUGGUGACGAGGCAGGUUGAAAGUGGGUGUGGAGUGUAGAGGAGUGAUAACAUUGAAAUGGUGACGCAAAUUGAGCUUCGUUUGUAGGUAUGGUGUACAUUAAUCUGAAGGCGGCAGAAACAUUGACUUGGGUUCUUGAGAGCACGUAGAGUAGCCCAAUACUUUAGAAACCUGGACUUUUGAGCGGAGCGGGUUCUUAGAGGCAUAGGCGUGGAGUGAAAGGAGCUCCAGGCGAUAGACGCGGUGGUUGCCUCUUCCUGAGACCUUUUCGGACGGUUGGUUUCCAGAUGCAUAGAUGUUUGUGUUCUGGAACGCCGUUGACAGCACUCGGCACUAAGGUGCUCCUGCCUAUUGGGAAAAGGGGGCUUUGUGCAUGUCCAUCCUGAGCUAUGAAGUAAAACAGACCUUCUAUGAGCAGGAGGAGCUGAAUGAUGUGUGCAGUAUAUUCUGCACACGGCUGUAUC
Physcomitrium patens is the source of this 3914-nucleotide messenger RNA. RefSeq lists its product as uncharacterized. Gene Ontology annotation, biological process: regulation of DNA-templated transcription. Gene Ontology annotation, cellular component: RSF complex. The record is from RefSeq and is a predicted model, not a curated record. NCBI's taxonomy places the organism in Eukaryota, Viridiplantae, Streptophyta, Bryopsida, Funariales, Funariaceae.